UUAAACGGGCGUCUGGACCAGAGUUGGAUUGCACCUAGCUAGCCACCCUCAGUUCCUCCCAUGUUCACCACAUCAAUCACCGCACAAUGAAGCGCCUGUGGAAACUUUCAGACGCAGUCCAGGCCGAGCUCCAAUGUCUCCACAGGCACACUCACUCUUCUAAACCCAAAACCAUACCUCCACUUUCCCUAUUCACCCUUACAAACGACACUAAUUACAGAUUUACCCACGACCUCUGUUCGCCGUCCCGCACCAACACCUUCGAGAGCAUCAUUAGUUUGUUCUCCGACAAGCUCGCACACCUGAACGCCAGCACUAGAGAAGAUUUGACAAAGAAUGUCUCGUCUUUGACCGUUGAGUUGCUGCAAUACGUUGCGGAUUUGCAUAGGGUUUAUGGGGUUUUGGAGGAGAAAGGUUUGCCUUUGUUUCAGAAUCAUAAGGAUGGAUCGGCUUUUGUUGAGCUGCUCAAGCAGUUGGGUUCUUGGCCUAAGUUAGCACUAGAGGUUGUUCACUGGAGGAGAAAGCAGUCUGAGCGUGGUACUCCCAUGACUCCGGAAGAGUAUUCAAAGUGUAUUACGGCUGCUGGUAGGAUUAACAAUGUAGAUCUUGCUGUUGAGCUGUUUACUGAGGCGGCUAAGAAGCGUGGUAAGACAACCUGUACUUAUAAUGCUCUAAUGGGUGCUUAUAUGUACAAUCAACUUGGUGAUAAAUGUCAGUCAUUAUUUCGGGACUUGAAAAAGGAAGCUAAUAUUAGCCCUUCAGUUGUAACAUACAACAUUCUUAUAUCUGUCUUUGGCCGUAUGUUGCUGGUCGAUCACAUGGAGGCCGCAUUUCAGGGAAUGAAGGACUUAAAUCUCUCACCAAAUGUACGCACAUAUAAUAAUUUAAUUGCUGGAUACCUGACUGCUGGGAUGUGGGAUAGUAUGGAAAUGACUUUUCAGAUGAUGAAUGCACAAGGAGUAAAGCCAGAUAUUUACACCCACUCGCUAUUGCUUCGAGGGUAUGCUCAUGCUAGGAAUAUAGAUCGGAUGGAAGAGACAUAUGAAUUGAUAAAACAUCAUGUUGUUGAUAAUGAAAUCCCAUUGAUCAGAGCCAUGAUAUGUGCAUAUUGUAAAAUUUCUAUCGCUGAUAGAAUUAAAAAGAUUGAGGCUCUAAUAGGGCUUAUUCCAGAGAAGGAGUAUCGACCUUGGUUGAAUGUGCUAUUGAUUAGGGUUUAUGCUCAGGAGGAUUGUUUACUGGGGAUGGAAAAUUCAAUAAAUGAGGCAUUUGAGCAUAAAACCUCUGUAACAAAUGCCAGAGUUAUGCGAACCAUUAUUGCAAGUUAUUUCCGGUGCAAUGCUGUGGACAAGCUUGCAAACUUCAUAAAGCGUGCUGAAUCUGCUGGGUGGACAAUCUGCCGGUCCUUAUAUCACUGUAAAAUGGUUUUGUAUGGAGCACAAAAUCGCUUAGAAGAAAUGGAGAGUGUCCUUAAUGAGAUGGAGAAUUUCAACGUUAAUCGCACUCAAAAGACAUUGUGGAUAUUGUACCAUGCCUAUUCAACAUGUGGUCAAAGACAAAAGGUCCAGCAAGUAAUAGGAUUGAUGUGGAAGUUUGGAUGUGAGGUUCCUUUGGAUGCAUUGCUGUCACAACAUUCCAAUUCAUGCAGCAGCACUACAAGUUGCAGAUAGCAUUCAGUUGUCAUUUUGAAUGAUUCAUCAAAUCUGUAAGAUGGGAUUGAGGUUGCAAAUAGUUUAUAGGUACUCCAUCUUUUCUCUCGCUUGGUUUGUUUAAUACCUUGUAUAAUGUUUUUGCUAGUUUGAAGCCUUUGGUACAUAAACUCCCUGGUAUUGCAUAAGAGUGUAUUAAAUCACUGAAUGGUCUAAAGUCACAGAUAGUGUGGAGCACAGAGUUCAGCAUUGAUGGAAAUAUUUUUUUAAGAUAUUCAAUUGUUUUGCAUCAGUUCCUCAAUGUGGAACUUGCCCAUUGUAUGAUUUUGUGUGUCUAGACUACUGUUCAGGUACGAUUCAUCUCAUUCAUGCAUAUGGGGGUGAAACUAUGAUAUUGCUGAUGGAGUUUGACUUUUUAGAACAGGGAUUAUUAGAAUUUAGAUAUUUAUGAAAGGGAUUCAAGGCUUUAUAUAUAGGAAACCUGUUUGAUGGUGAAAACUUGAAGAGUUGUGAAGCAACUAGUUGCCUUCAGUAUUCCAGUAAAUAACAACGUAAGUAGUAACUAUUAAAAUUCUAAGACAAAAUAAUUUGAGAAAAGCAUGCAAUAGGAGAUGUGAAAACACUAGAUAAUCAUGCCUUUUCAAUAAUAAUCCAAAUAACUGGAUAUUGCACUAAUUUGACUUUAGUCAUAUGAGUAGGCUUGAUUCAUAUUGUAAUAUGAUUGUGAUUCCUAAAAUCAAUAGAACUAGGUAUCGUAUCUGACUAGAGUUAACAUAAAACCCUCUUCACCUUGCAGUAGCAUCUACCAGUUAAAACAAUCUUGUGGUACUAAUUUGUCAAGUGUCUAAAACAUAUUAAUUCAUUACAAAUCAGCCCAGUCAGGCUGCUGGUAAUAAGAGUUAUGAAAUAUUAGUCCUCUUGAAGAAGAUACUAGUUGAAAUUCUUUCUGAAAAUCUAGAACGAAUACAAUUAGUUUGUAAUUUCUGAGGGGAAUGUUCUUGAAUCUAAAGUUCUGUCUUUUCUUUGUUUUGGUUCUGUUGGUUGC
Messenger RNA from Pistacia vera, 2691 nucleotides. Its product is annotated as pentatricopeptide repeat-containing protein At2g30780. Lineage: Eukaryota; Viridiplantae; Streptophyta; Magnoliopsida; Sapindales; Anacardiaceae. The coding region runs from base 87 to 1667 and encodes 526 amino acids. The record is from RefSeq and is a predicted model, not a curated record. Gene Ontology annotation, molecular function: protein binding; mRNA binding. The transcript is spliced from 2 exons.